AUGGGUACAGGAAAGAAGGAGGCCGCUCGUAAAGUGCGGCAGGGAAAGCCCGAUGAUGGCAUGGCCAAUGUCAAGACCAAAGGUGAAAAUUUUUACCGUGAUGCCAAGAAGGUCAAGACCUUGAACAUGUUCAAGUCUGGCACGCCGCGCCGCAACGCGCAGGGUGAUAUCACAGUUGCCGCGACUUAUCAAUCUAAAGAGUUGCCAACAGCCCGCAUCGAGCCAAACCGUAAAUGGUUUGCUAACUCCCGUGUCAUCUCACAAGAGGCUUUGACCUCGUUCCGUGAUGCUGUUGCGGAGCGUGCGGCCGACCCGUACCAAGUUCUUCUCAAGACCAACAAGCUCCCCAUGAGCUUGAUUCGGGACAAUGAUAAAGUCAACGGCUUGAAGCAACAUCAGGCUAAGAUGACCAUCGAGACUUCUCCUUUCAAUGAUACAUUCGGCCCCAAGGCCCAGCGCAAGCGCGUUAAGCUUGGUGUAUCGUCUCUCGAAGACCUCGCUGGCGAGACAGCCAAGAUGCAGGACACCUACAUUGAGAAGAACGACGAGGGAACUCAUGCCGAUGGAAGCGCAAUUGUUCGCGGCGACGACACUGCCGCGGUCGAAGACCUGGGUCUACUGACUACCUCUCGUGAAUCUGUCUUUUCCAAGGGACAGAGUAAGCGUAUUUGGAACGAACUUUACAAGGUCAUCGAUUCUUCUGAUGUCAUCAUCCAUGUCCUGGAUUCCCGUGAUCCCGACGGUACUCGUUGCAGAAGUGUUGAGAAAUAUGUUCGUGAGGAGGCACCCCACAAGCACUUGAUCUUCGUUUUGAACAAGUGCGAUCUCGUCCCCACCGGCGUUGCUUCAAGGCUUCUUCCUGCGACUUCGGUCGUGCACGACUUCGGUUGUGCUUGUUUCAAUGGAAUUCCGUCUGUUACAGCUUUGGCCGCUUGGGUUCGUCAUCUUUCCAAGGACUACCCCUGUCUCGCUUUCCAUGCCAAUAUCAACAACUCUUUCGGCAAGGGCUCUUUGAUCUCACUGCUUCGCCAGUUCUCAUCCCUUCAUUCCGACCGCAAGCAGGUGUCUGUUGGCUUGAUCGGCUACCCUAACACGGGCAAGUCUUCCAUCAUCAACACACUCCGAAACAAGAAGGUGUGCACAGUCGCCCCCAUUCCGGGUGAAACCAAGGUCUGGCAGUAUAUUACCUUGAUGAAGAGAAUAUAUCUCAUUGAUUGCCCCGGUGUGGUCCCACCCAACGUCAACGAUACCGAGGAGGACAUCCUUCUCCGUGGAGUCUGCAGAGUGGAGAACGUUCACAACCCAGAGCAAUACAUUCCGGCCGUGCUUCGCCGUGUCCUGCCCCGUCACCUUGAGCGCACCUACGGUAUCAAGUACCAGGAGAACUACCUCGAUUGGCUCGCGCUUCUUGCUCGCCAGGGCGGUCGUCUCCUCAAGGGAGGUGAGGCCGAUCUGGAUGGUGUUGCUAAGAUGGUGAUCAACGAUUUCCUUCGUGGAAAGAUUCCCUGGUACACGCCCCCACCCAAGGGUACCGGGAAGGGCGAGAAGGACGAGAAGGACGAGGAGACUGUCGAGGGUAUCGAGGGCCGUGAGGGUCGACUCGGCGAGAUGCCCCGCAAGCGCAAGUUGGAUGAGAACAACGAGCCUGCCGCCAAGGCUACGGAGGCCGAUUCCGAGUCUGAGCCUGCUCAGGAUGAAGCCGUUGAUGCUGAGGACAGCGAUAAUGAUUCGAUCGCCAACUUGGAGGUCAGCGAUGUGGAGAGUGGCGAGGAGGAGUGA
Penicillium roqueforti is the source of this 1779-nucleotide messenger RNA. RefSeq names its product putative GTPase NOG2. The record is from RefSeq and is a predicted model, not a curated record. Gene Ontology annotation, molecular function: GTP binding. Gene Ontology annotation, cellular component: nucleolus. The transcript is spliced from 4 exons. Lineage: Eukaryota; Fungi; Ascomycota; Eurotiomycetes; Eurotiales; Aspergillaceae. Bases 1 to 1779 code for a protein of 592 amino acids.